Messenger RNA from Guillardia theta CCMP2712, 1059 nucleotides. RefSeq lists its product as hypothetical. Bases 1 to 1059 code for a protein of 352 amino acids. Gene Ontology annotation, molecular function: protein-arginine N-methyltransferase activity. The record is from RefSeq and is a predicted model, not a curated record. NCBI's taxonomy places the organism in Eukaryota, Cryptophyceae, Pyrenomonadales, Geminigeraceae. The transcript has a single exon. Gene Ontology annotation, biological process: peptidyl-arginine methylation.
AUGGAGCUGUGCAUUCAUGACAGAGGAUCAGGUUCAAGAGCUGCACCUAGCGCGGAGGAUCCCUAUACCAAGAGCUACUGCGACCUUGGUGUACACCAGUCCAUGCUGCGGGACCGUGAGCGAUGCCAGUGGUAUAGAAAUGCCAUCGAGCAGGUGUUGAAGGAGCGUCCGGGAAUGGUUGUGCUGGAUGUGGGGACUGGGACUGGCCUGCUUGCCAUGUUUGCGGCAAGAGCAGGAGCGAGGAAAGUGUACGCUGUGGAGAGCAGCAGAAUGGCCUCCCUGGCGCAAAUGAACGUGUUCGACAACGGGAUGAGCGACAUCGUAGACGUGCUGCACAGCAGGAUAGAGGACGUGAAGCUCCCAGAGAAAGUUGAUCUCAUCGUGAGCGAGUGGAUGGGCCACUACCUGCUGCACGAGUCGAUGAUUGACUCGGUCAUCUUUGCAAGGGACAACUUCUUGAAGGAGGAGGGGACGAUGCUUCCGAGUUCCGCUAGGAUCCUGUUGGCGCCUGUCUCUGCUGAGAGGGUCUGGCGAGACAAGGUUGAAUUCUGGUCGGACCCGGAGGAGACCUGGGGGCUAACGCUGCAUGCUGUCCAUCCGGUCGCAGUAGAGCAGAUGGUGUCUUCACCGAUGAUCGUCAGAGUGGACGAGACUGACGUGAUCGAACUCCCUCAAGUCCUGUGGGAGUGUGACAUGUACAAGAUAACACCCGCAGAGGUGCGGAAGAUUGCUAAGAGCAUGACUUUCGCAGUGAACCAGACCAUGCGAGGAGCUUGCAUCUGGUUCGAGGUGAGCGAGGACAGCUCGAACAGCGUCUUGGACACCUCUCCGUCCAAACCGGAAACUCACUGGAAGCAAACUUUGGGUAAGUGUGUUGAUGUGAUGGAUGCACUCAUCAAUAAUGACGGCGCAGUUAUGUUCCCCGAAGAGGUGUUGCCCUCCUUCUUGCCAUCAGGGAAAGUCUCUUGCGUGACGGAGAUGUCAAGAGUUCACGGGACAAGGCAGUACAACCUGAUGAUUGACCUGAAGCCUGUGCCAGAGGAAAGAAAAGAUUCAUGA